Molecule: messenger RNA, 7519 nt
Organism: Pseudomyrmex gracilis
Lineage: Eukaryota; Metazoa; Arthropoda; Insecta; Hymenoptera; Formicidae
Gene: mam
Product: neurogenic protein mastermind
Exons: 7
Coding region: 1414-4527 (1037 amino acids)
Biological process (GO): positive regulation of transcription of Notch receptor target; Notch signaling pathway
Cellular component (GO): nucleoplasm; nuclear speck
Molecular function (GO): transcription coactivator activity
Source: RefSeq, a predicted model, not a curated record
GAGAAUCCGCGCCGCGCGUUAUUCCGCGUCGCGCUCUCCGCGUAAAACCACCUGUUGACGAUUUACAAGGGAAAAUCGAAGCGCGCGCGAACCGUCGUCGUCGCGAUUUCAUACAGUUGUCAUAUCGCUCGGACCGAAAAAUCGCGAAGAGAAUGAUUUAUUCCCGCGCGUGAAAUCGUCGCGUACGUGUGUGUGAUACGAAAAAACGAAGACAAACGAAGAUCCGUCGUUAAGAGAGUCGCGCGGAAAUGUAAAUUCAUCAGUUCGCUAUUUCUGAAACGCGCAAACUUUGACGACCGUUUGCGCUGCGCAAUUAUAAUAUCGUGAAAUUUCACAAAAGACAAAACUGCGCGUCGCACAUUGACGGGUAGACGAGUAAACAAUUGUUGCCGCCGUCGCGAUUGUUUUUCGCACUGAGCGCGUUAUCAUCGUGUCGCGAUACGUAUCGUAUCGUCGGAUCGCACGCCGAGUGUGAAAACCCCGGCGAGUUCAGAGAUCAGGAAAGAGUUAACGCGAUACGCGGUCGUGCAAGGCCACGUUGAAACAAGUGCCGGCGUUCUCUCGGUGAAAGAAGGACCGGUGAAAAACUCGAGCGUGGAAGCGAUUAAUCGAGCGCGGGAUUGAUAAGAAAAAAAAAGAAAAAAAUAAAUUUUUUUCGAAACGUGCGAACGUAAAACACAAUGUCAGCAUGUUGAUAAACGCGCGUUGAUACACCUGAUAGCUAGUCAAAUUGUUAGAUGGGCAUUACACACAUUUCGCGUACAGAAAUCGAGAACGCUGCAAGCAUGUCUCUGGAAGCGUGUGCGCUAUAACGGAAGGAUUGGCGCUGUAACAUUGUAGCGAGAGAACACAAAAGAAUUAAGUGACGGACUCUCCGGUACGGUUUUGUCACGCUUUUUUUUUUGUGCAAUUUAAGUGGCGGUUAAGCAUGUUACUCGAUAGAGAGACUAUCUAGAUAACGAUAUAAUCAGAUCGAACUUUUGACGCGAAUGUGUGGUUUUCUUGCGAAUAAUCAAGUAACGAUUGAGUUUAAUAACAAUUAUUCUCGAGAACUUGAAUUUUUUUAAUCGAGUGUUACGAGGGUCGAAAACACGAGCAUCGCAAGGACGGAGAAGAGAACGCAAGAAACUUAAAGAGAGAACAGUGAGAACGUGUGUUCGAGAAAAAAAACAGUGAGUGAAAGAAAGCAUGACACACAAGUUUUGUUGACAUCUUCCUAUCCAGCUACAAUCGCAGAACGAGAACAAUUUUUUUCAACAAGUUUCACGAGAUUAGUCUUCUGUGGUGUCGACAUAACAAGAGACGUAGAGGGGCAUGACGGACCCUACCCGGCCAGGGGCCCCGGCCCGAGUGACCUAUCUGUGAAAAGAAAUUUUUCUUCACGUCAUUCGUGCCACAAUUAGACUUCUUGGAAUGAUGCAACAGAAAUUUUUGAAGAGGACGGCCGAGGAUUUGGAGACAGCUGGUGGUGCCACUAGCGAUGGCGGCUUCGGAGAGCCGCAAGUUAAGCUGCAGUGUACGCAGCCGCCACAUCAGCAUCAGCAAGGCCCGGGCGGAGGUGGAGGACCACCGCAUCACGGCCAUGGUCAACAUCAGCCGGGAAACGGCGCAAAUUCGACAGGACCGGCACCUGGAGGCGGAAGCGGUGCCUCAGGUUCUGAUGGGAACGAAGGCCUCACUAAAUUCCAAGUGCAGAUCGUUCAGCAAUUGGAAUUUACGACAUCAGCGGCGAACAAUACACAGGGACAAGCGAUGACCACGAUAUCGAACGUGACGGUGAAGACAUUGGCAAAUGCGUCAGUGAAAAGUGAUCUCUUGAACACAUCGCCAUCACCGAAACAGUCUGGUCCGGAUACAAAUGCGUCUGCGGUAUCCAGGCCGCAGUCCGGUCCCGGGAAUGGUCCCGGUGGUCCUGGCGGUCCCGGCGGUCCUGGUAGUGGUGGCGCUGCCGGAGCAGCUGGCACUGGCGGUAUGGGCUGUGUCGACAUCGGUAACCUAGUCGAAUGCAAGCAGGAGCCCGAUAACGAAUUCGUUGAUCUGGAACAGUGCGCAGCAGCGUUGGAAAAGGACGCGGCGGCAAACGGCACUGGUUUCCCCGGGUUCCCCGAGUUUACAAUCGGCGAUGAUACCGGUGACGAGAUUAUUACGUCGGACGCGUUUAAGGAUCUCAUCUCCGAGAUAUCAGAUUUCCAUCCGGAGUUUAUGAAAGAUUUCGAUUUUGAAGACAAGAGUGUAGAUACAUUGGCGAACAACGCUGCCGCGGCAGCUGCUGCAGCUAAUAAUACAAAUAAUUCCGCCAACAACAACGGAUUGCCGACCACGAACAACGGUCAGAUCAAAAUCGAAGAUGAUAAAGACGCGAUUCAUCAACAAUCCCAAAAUCAGCAACACGCCAACGGGGCGAACAAUAGUAUUAACAACAACAGCGUUAGCGCCAAUAAUGGUAACACGAUACCGGCUAACUCGAGCCCCGGCGCACUUGGUUCUUCCCAAUACUCGCCCGCUCGACUUCCUUAUUCUGGAUUAGAUUUCAAAUCCGAGAGUCCUGCUGCUCAGACACUCAAGCAAAUGGCUGAACAGCAUCAGCACAAGAGUCAGCAAUUAGGUUUGGGUGGAUUCAAUCCCACAGCGGCCGCGGCGGCGGCCGCCGCAGCGCGAGGUCCGACAGCAAGAUCUCCGUACGCCGAAUUUCCUCAGUUCGGUGGAGCGUCUGAUUAUUUAGGUAGUCCUGGUAGCACGGGUCCAACCGGCGGACAAACCCAAGCGACGGCUGGUAAUACUGGCUCGUAUCACAAGAACAACAGUGCGCCUACCUUCCAAAAUCAACAGACAAACGACAUGUUUGUCAGUUCACAAACGCAGUUUGCUACAGCGGGUUUGGCGGACAUGAAGAGGCCACAGCCAAGUGCCACCGGUGGCAAGCCCGGUAUGCUCGGUCCCAGCGCUGGUUACAAACAGCAGUAUUCGCCAUACGGAAGCCCCGGCUCGAUGCCAAAUCACGGAAGUCCAGGAUAUCCUUUACCGCCUAGAGGAUCUCAAGGAGCCGGGCCUAAUCAAACCGGCUCGCAGGGACCUUUCAACACAACUUCCACACCGCCAAGACCUCCUUCUGGACCCGGUACGUCCACGCUGAGUAUCAAUCAAGCGCAACAACUGCACAUCGGAAACCAGAUACAAGUGUCGGCCGGACAGCACAUGCAGCUUACCGGUGACCUGAAGCCGGCGGUGUCCGUCGCGGCGCAACAGGGCAUGUACUUCAAUCAGCAGCAGUCGCAGAAUCAGACCGGGCCCGCCAAUCAGACCGACACCUACUGCUCGGUUUCGCAGUCACAGACUAUCAACUUCACUCAACAAAGCCUGCGGCAACGAGCAGCGGCGGCUGCGGCCGCCGGCGGAGUGCCGCAACCUGGUGCCGGCGGUCCCGGCACGCGCCAUCCUCAGCAGGUGCCGCCGAAUCAGGUCGAUCAGCAUCAGCACGCCAAGUUGCUUCAGCAACAACAAUUGAUGCGUGCGCAGCAGGUGAUGCAACAACAACAACACAUGACAGGCGGAAUGGCGGGCGUAAGACCGCCGCCACCUGAAUAUAAAGCUGCGGCUCAAGCGCAAAUGAUGCACGCUAGUAUUGGGAUGAGCCAGCAAGCGAGGUUUGCGAAUGCCGGACCUAUGCGCAGAGUUACGCAACAACCUAUGCCACCAUCGGGUCCAAUGAUGAGGCCGCAAAUGGCGCAACAGCAACAGCAGCAGGCGUUACAUGCGGCCGGCGGUAAUAUGUACAUGGGAGGCGGUGGAAUGGCUGCCAUCGGCGGUAUGCAUCAGAUGCACCAACGGCUAGGCUAUCCGAGAACCAACAAUCAGCGGCCGCCUAACGUCAACGUUGGUCCUCCGGACGGUCUUGGGAACAGCAUCGCGGGUCGUGGCGCUCAGCAGGAAUGGCGACACGUUCUGAUGCAGCAGCAGCAAGGCUUUCAAGCACAGAUGCGAUCGCAAUUCAACCAGCAAGGUCACCAAGGUGGCUUUGGCAUGGGUGGCACGGGCAACACAAUGCAAAUGACCGCGGCGCAGAUGCAACAUCAGCAGUUAAUCCGUUCGCAAAACGGCGGUAUAGCUGGAUCGGGGAUGGCCAACAGCACGGCGCAGAUGCAACAACUGUUGACGCAACAGCAUCAACAGCAAACACUGGCUAUGCAGCAGAACAAUAAUCAGAUGUCGUUGCAAAUGCAAAUGUCGCAGGCCACUUCUGUUAAUUCGGCCAACGUUACCGGAACCGGUUCUCCGCUGCACCCACAUCAACAGUACGGAGCGGGUAGUCCAGGAGUGCGCAGUCUACCGCCGCCGCAGCAACAUACUCAACAACAACCGCCGCCGCCGCCGCCGUCGGUCACCACUACAGAUCCGUCUGUGGCAGCCGCUGAUUUUAGUCUCGAAUUUCUGGAGAAUCUUCCUACCGGAGACACGUCGAAUUUUAGCGCUCAAGAGCUGCUUAACUCUCUCGACUCUGCGGCUGGUUUCAAUCUCGAUAUUCUGUAAUGAAUCACGCUUGUGAUCAGUUCAGAUGUCAGGAAGGUGCUGUAUACCGGUUCACUAAGAGUGAGAUUUAACUUCCUUAAAUAAACUAUGUACUUGGCGCGACGAUAUCGAAAAAAAAAAAAUUCAUUUUCGUCUAUCCGCAUAUUGAUCUGCUAGGUUGUAGAGAUGUCUAGUUUCAAACACAUGGUCAAUCACACAUGGUUAACACAGUCAAUUUUUAUAUAAGUCAAUCUCGUAUAUAUUUCAGAUGUAAGAAUCAUAUCUUUUUCUUAAUAUCAAAUGUUAUAAAUAGUAAAUCUUAAAAAAACUGAGGAAAAGGAUGUAAGUAUGGGCCGAGUUUGAUUUUUAAAACUGCAAAAUGUAAAUAUUGGAUUGAUAAUUGUCGAUAAUGAUUAGCGUGUUACAUCUGAGAACAUGAUUAAGUUUAAGAAAACUUACUUAGCAAACGAACGAACGUGAAAUCGCUUCGAGCAGUUCGGUCAAUCAACCAAAAGAAUGUUCGCACUCGUUGCGUUGCAAGUCGUUUGUUAAGUAUUUUAUUUUAGUCAUUAUAGGACCAAUUGUUGAGAGUACACAUUUUGUCAACACAUGUCAAAAUAAAAAAAAAAUUUCAGAAAAUGAAGUGAUAAUAUAGAAUAUACAUAGACAGAAAAAUUUAAACUAUGUUUCUGAUUAGUGUAGUUAAAUUAAAGCAGGUUUAGCAAUAAUGCCCUGGCCAUUUUAAAACCUAAAUCCAUAUUUACAUCCCUCCUUCCCUAAUUCUCUGUAAUUUACAAAUUUCGCGAGAGCAACAUGUAAAUAAUCUUGACUUUAAAAAAAAAAAAAAAAAAAAAAUCAAAUUAAUUCAAUCAAUGAGUAAAUUGAUGACGUGUACGCGAUAUCAUCCGCUAAAAGUACUUCAUUUUACACACUUAAUGACUGAGGAACAGUUACCCACCGGUAUGACAGCGUCUUACAACCGACCGUAGUGCAUUCUCGGUUGCCGUUUUUGCGACCGCCGACUAUUUUCUUAGGCAAUCAUCUUUUAGUAUAAUUUAAUACUAUAAUAAUAAUAAUAUAUAUAUAUUAUUAUUAUAUAUAUAUAUAUAUUAUAUAUACGCGGCAAUUAUACAUAUAUAAAUAUAUAUAUAUAUGUAUAAUCGCCGCGUUUGGCGAAAACAUUAGCUGACAGAAAUGAUAGCGUGGGACAUCAAGAGGAAAUCGUUCUAACUAUCGGUUAUUUAUUCGAUUGCGCACUUGAAUAGAAGCCGAUUCCUAUUUUUUCAAGUUUGUCUGUAACGGCUGGCUGUAAUGAGAAGGAUCGAUAAAUUUUCGAGUGCUUGCGUCGACGACAUUUAUGAUGACUUUGACGAGUACUCCACAGGACGAUUCUCCUCUCUUUUGACCUUUCACGCCAAAAUCCAAGUAGAUAAAAAUACCGGUACGAAAACCGAUUAGAAUUUAUUUGUAUAAACUUAUUCGGCUACAGAGAAAUUGGUUACCUUGCGCUGGUUUGACCCAAAUUUCUAAGAAAAAACAAGAUUGGGUAAGCUUGGCCGAGCGUUAAUACUUGAUUUCUAAGAAUAAUAAUAUAAUUAUAAACAUUAGAGAAUAUCGUAUUUAAUUACGCCGUUAAUAGUACAUUUAUAACUAACAAACACAGUCAAUUAUCAAACAUUCGAUUUUAUGAGUUCGUGACUGCGUGGUAGAAAUUUGCACACGCUAAUUUGAUUGAUUAAAGAAAAAAACUUUAUGUGUACAUGAGAGAGAAGAAGAAUAAAAAAAAAAAAAAAAAUACUAUUCAGCAGGUCACAUUGCUACUAUGUAUUUAAAAUAAAAUAAAACUUUUUCACUGUAUAUAGAUAUUGAAAAAAAUUAGAGAAAUUUAAGAGACCGCACACAGUUUAGCCGAAUAAACAUAUAAAAAUUAUACAUAUAAAAGUAAGGAACUUAUGAUAUAAAUAUAGAUAAAUAUCUAUUAUAUAUAUAAUAAAAUAUAGUGUGAUUUAACGAGCGAUGAAAGAGAGAUGGUAAAAUUAUAUGUGUGAAAAACGCGCGUGCAAGAGAAAUUUGUGCGAGACUGACAGAAAAUUUGGAACGUGAAACGAAUAGUCAGCGAUAGGGCACAUUUGCUAAUCGAAUAUAUUUAUUAAGUUUAAUUUCAAAUGUGCUAUAUUGCGCUACUUGUCAAAGUUGCACACAAAUAAUCACGGUAGAUUUCGUUUUUUGACGCGGCGAACUACUCAUAUUUAAAAAGCAAUUUACGUCUUUCUCAGAUAAAUGCGGUAUAUUGUCCUUACUUUUUUUUCAUCAAAAACGAUUAUUAAUAUAUAAUAUUUAACAUUUUCAAGAAGGUUUUGUGAUUAUUGCUUAAAUUUAAUUAACGAUGACACACAACGUAGUAGUUCGAUGCUACAAAAAAGAAAUCUGCAAAACUAUUCUUCCAAAUAGAGAUACAUUCCAUAAGUAACAAAAAGGAAUAGUGAUCUGUGGUUCAUCUAAUCAAAAGUACCAGUUUUAAAAAAAAAAGAAAAACCUACAACAGAGAAGGGAAGUAUUAAUAUUGUAGAUAUUAAUAUAGAGAAACGGGCAGUUAUUGAUUAUCCCGUGUGCAUAUAUAAUUAUAGAAAGCACAUCCUCAAUCGUUCGCCGAAAGUGUGCACGAGACUUCUGAUUGGAUUUUAUCGUUAUUUGUCGCGACUUCUCGCUGAAUAAUCUUAGCGAGUUCCGCGCUAAGUGAAUUAGGAAAUAAUAAUUUUUUAAAUUUUCAUUCGGGCGGACUAUCGUCUUGUAAAAUAUUGGGGCCAUAAAACAUAAUCUAAAAAAAAAAAAAGGGGGAAUUGAAGGAGAGACAGACGCUCUGAUUCUCACAUCAAUAUCUUUGUAAAACGAUAAAAAAAAAAAAUUGCCAAUUAUAUUAAAGUUUGUUUAUCGUUUUGUAUAUUUCACAUAGCGAGGGAAAAAAAACGGGGAGACAUACCUUGCGCAUUGUUGUAAAAAAAAAAAAAAAAAA